Molecule: messenger RNA, 225 nt
Organism: Micromonas commoda
Lineage: Eukaryota; Viridiplantae; Chlorophyta; Mamiellophyceae; Mamiellales; Mamiellaceae
Exons: 1
Coding region: 1-225 (74 amino acids)
Biological process (GO): translation
Cellular component (GO): large ribosomal subunit; ribosome
Molecular function (GO): structural constituent of ribosome
Source: RefSeq, a predicted model, not a curated record
AUGCCGAAGGUGACCAAGGCUGGCGCCAUGCUCGUGAAGCUGGUGUCCACGGCCAAGACGGGGUUCUUCUACGUGAAGCGACGGAACCCCAAGAAGCUGCUGAACAAGCUGGAGUUUAGGAAGUACGAUCCGAGGGUGAAGAAGCACGUGCUCUUCGUCGAGCAGAAGCUCAAAUACGGAACGUGGGCGAUGGGCGGGUUACUUCCGACCGUGCCAUUCACUUAG